This is a messenger RNA of Solanum dulcamara, 1706 nucleotides long. RefSeq names its product FBD-associated F-box protein At4g10400-like. The transcript has 6 exons. The record is from RefSeq and is a predicted model, not a curated record. NCBI's taxonomy places the organism in Eukaryota, Viridiplantae, Streptophyta, Magnoliopsida, Solanales, Solanaceae. Gene Ontology annotation, molecular function: protein binding. Bases 95 to 1552 code for a protein of 485 amino acids.
CUCUCUUCCAUAAAUUUCAUCUUCUUCACGUUUCCCCUUCCUAAAUUUCUCUUGUCUAUUGUGAUAUAUUCUCCCGUCUUUUGUGAACAGUGCGAUGGAUGUUCGUCGCUGUACCAAGCGUCAGAAAAAUUGCAGGAUUAACAACUUACCUGAUGAGAUGCUUAUUGCCAUUCUUUCCUGUUUGAACUUCCACGAGGCAGCACGCACCUCUAUUCUCUCACACCGAUGGAGAUACUUAUGGAAGCAUACACAUUGCAGUCUUCACUUCUUUAAUGACAAGGUUUAUACUAUGCGACUAACCGAAAGGUUUGUAUCUUCAAUUAACCAAGUCUUGAAAUUGCAUCACUCUCCAUCUAUACACCAGUUCAAAGUUUGUUUUAACUGCCCAAUACCUUGUGUAAGAGAAGGAGAGAAACACAAAAUCGACUAUGCUAUUGAUGCCUGGAUUGAUUUUGCCAUAGGAAAACAAGUCAAGGUGUUUGAAUUAGACUUGUUAGGGAGAGGGCAUGCAAGAGAUGAUUUUAAUUAUACCAUUCCUCAUGUGCAAAAGCUCUUGUCUAUUUCCGGAGGUGAGGUCAAGUUGAUGACAACUCUCAAGACUCUUAAAUCUCUUCGAUUUGUUAGUGUUGAGAUAGCACAAGAAGUUGCUGAAUUCAUUUUAUCCAACUGUCCCUUGCUGGAGCAAGUGUGUAUUUCACGCUCAGAGUAUCUCGGUUAUUUGAAGGUUACUCGUUCAUUACCUAAGUUAAAGUCCAUGGAAAUAUCUCAUUGUAAACGUCUGACGGGUACAAAGGUUCGUGCUCCGAAUCUCGUGUCGUUUACAUACAUUGGACGCUCUAUCAAAAACGUGCCUUUUAAGGGAGUUGUUCCCCGCCUAUCUGAGCUAACUAUUGGAGGAUUAUAUGCCUAUUAUUUUAUGAUGAAUGCUCCCAUGCAUUCAAUCUAUUGCAGCAACCUGAAGAGGCUUAAACUGGAAGUGUCUUCCACGAUAUCUUCCUUAUGCAAGGUGAUUCCCAAUGAAUUUCAUCAACUCUGCCAUCUGAAAAAGCUGAAAUUAGAUAUCACCAUAAAGUUUGGUGAUGGCCUUUGCUUCUUCGUAUUCUUGAUCAAAUGUUCUCCUCAUUUGUCCAGAUUAACCAUCCGGUUAACAUUCCUUCCUUUCUUCUCUCAUGGCAUUAAGAGACACGUUGUACGGGGUUAUGGGGAUUUGAAUGACGUGUUUGAGAAGGGCCAGGCUAAAGCGCACGCUGCUGAUCGUAUAGUACAAGAAGCUAUGACAUUUAGUCAUAAAUGUCUAAAGGUUGUGAAGUUGGUUGGUUUUAUUGGGUCUACAAGUGAUUAUGAACUUGCUUCACAUUUGCUGCGAAUUGCUGGAUCUCUCAAGAGAAUGAUCCUUUGUGCUGAUUAUGAUUAUUUCAUGUAUAAUGAGUUUUGGCCGUACUCCUUGUGGAAGAAGGCAAUCCGAAAGUGUGCUCAUCAGCUUAAAGCAAAUUUACCCCCCAGAGCUGAAUUGUUGAAUAUGGCCAUGGUUUUUCGAAGAGAAUUAAGUUGAUUUAAAUUUGCAUAUUUACUAUAACUUCUCUUAUUGUGUCUUUUGAAUUGUUUUUAUUAUUUUAAGAGAAAAUUGGUUGGAUAACUUGUGUACUUUGAUGAACUUUCACCUCUUUUUAACCACUGAAAUUAUAUGCAAGUGUUUGAGUUAUUGA